Molecule: messenger RNA, 603 nt
Organism: Suillus discolor
Lineage: Eukaryota; Fungi; Basidiomycota; Agaricomycetes; Boletales; Suillaceae
Exons: 3
Coding region: 1-603 (200 amino acids)
Source: RefSeq, a predicted model, not a curated record
AUGGAGACCUACAACAACCAUCUCGAGGAGAAGAGCCAUACUAGCAGUGUUGAAGCGGUGAAAAAAGACCCCCAGGCCCUUCUCCAAAAGCUUAGUGAGAUUGAAGUGGCCAUGAUGAGCUGUGUGGUGAAGAAUAACUUUAAGUCUUGUUCUGGCUCUGAAACCUUCUGGAGGAGACACUGUCAUGCUAUCGAGCUUGUCAAGACUGAGCCUGGGAAGAAGAUAUGGUACAAUUACAGACGGGGCUUUUGUGCUGACAGCGCUAAGCAGGUAUCCAAAAAUGAGCCACCUCCACCCUGGCCUCAGCCACCAGGCAUUUUCUCUGAAGGCAAGCAUUUCCAUUCAUGUGCCUUCCUGGAAAUGGUCAAACAAAUCUACGAGCAAGUCUUCCUCUGGCCAUCUGGUGAAAGCCCUGCCCUUGAGCAGGAAGCAUUUGCGAUGAUGCUCUUGGACCAGUCGAUGACACUUGAAUCAGGGACUGUCCUAUUCAAGUUGUAUGAGAAGCUCGAGAUUGACAGAACGACACCAGAUGCACUGCUCACUGUGCACAAUGGUGUCAAGCACCUUCACAUUGAGUACCUCCAGGAGCACUGGGCCUCAUAG